CGAGGGUUUUUUUAUUUGUACUUGCAUCUCACGAUCAUUAGAUCCAGGGUUUUGAGGUGUUUUAUUUUUUUUAUAGGACUUGGAGUUGGCUGGAACAUUGAUGAGACCAAGUGGGCUAUUCCUGGCAGAUUUAGCAAAGCAAAAUCUACUAACAGAAGAGAAUUUUGGGUCGGUAGACCGGGUUUUUAUCGUCUGUGAUGAAGAUAAGCUGUUGAAUGAAGAUCUGCAGAGAUGGUUCAUUGAGAAGAGUCCACCCAAGGAGGUGAAGGUGAUAGAAGGGGCAGACCACUUGGUACCAUUGUCAAAGCCAAAGGAACUCUGCUUAUGUCUCUUAGAAAUUGCUGACAAAUAUAAUUAGGUAGUAAUGGUUGGGUUAUGGUUGAAUAAGUUUACUCUCCCUCAUGUGGUCUCAUGGUAAUUGCUUGUAUUUUCAAUUACAAAUUUAGAGUUCAAUUCUUAAUAAGUAUCAAGAAAAAAUGGUUGAAUAAUCUCAUUAUGAUCUU
Molecule: messenger RNA, 503 nt
Organism: Rubroshorea leprosula
Lineage: Eukaryota; Viridiplantae; Streptophyta; Magnoliopsida; Malvales; Dipterocarpaceae
Source: the annotation of a GenBank genome assembly